GUUUGCAGGGGGGUUUAGGCAAAUACGCCAGCUCGCCGUCUCCGCCCCUCCGCCCUGGUGGGCCUGGUCGAGCCUAUCCACCGGCGAGGUGCCGCGGCCGCUUAGCACACAGCAGCUCCGGCGAGCUAUCGAUCCUUUUCGGCCCUCCUUACCACCGCCCGGAGCCCUAGUCAAUCUCAGCCAUGUGUAUCGCGGCGUGGGCGUGGGAGUGCCACCCGGCGCAUCGCCUACUCCUGCUGUUCAACCGCGACGAGUAUCUCUCCAGGCCGACGCAGCCGGCGCGGUGGUGGGCGGCGGGGGAGGACAGCAAGGAGAUCCUCGGAGGCAGGGACGAGCUCGGCGGGGGCACGUGGAUGGGGUGCACGAGGGACGGGAAGCUCGCCUUUCUUACCAACGUGCGGGAGCCCGACUCGAUCAUCGGCGCCAAGACCAGAGGGCAGCUCCCCGUCAGGUUUCUUCAGGGCAGCCACAGUCCACUGGAGUACGCCACAGAAAUUGCAAAGGAAGCAGAUCAGUACAAUGGUUUUAACCUUAUAUUGGCUGAUGUGAACUCCGGAACCAUGGUUUACAUCUCUAAUAGACCUGGAGGUGAUCCUGUGAUUCAAACAGUUGCUCCUGGACUUCAUGUGCUUUCAAAUGGUGCAAUUGAUUCCCCUUGGCCAAAGGCACUGCGUUUAGGACAGAGUUUCAAAAAAUAUCUGGAAACAAAUGAUGAUUCAGAAGCCUCUUUAAAACAGAUGGUAGAAGAGUUGAUGAUGGAUACAAUCAAGCCUGAUAGAUCCAUGGUGCCGGAUACUGGCGUUGAUCCUGAAUGGGAGUACAAGUUAAGCUCUAUUUUCAUUGACACUGCAAAAGGACAGGCACGAUAUGGAACACGAAGUAUGGUGGCGCUAGCAUCAAAAUUGGACGGUGAGGUAACAUUCUACGAGAGGUACUUGGAGAACAGCUCGUGGAAGGAGAAUAUGAUACAGUUCCAGAUGGAGAACGCACAACAGGACUUGAGAGGAACUUCAGAAUAAUGGCAAAGACUUAGCAGUUGCUUAUUCUUUUGCUAUUGCUUCUUUAAAAGAGCAUAACAAGGUGGCUACUAUUGAUGGCCCUUUUGUGCAGAUUUAUAGUGAUGUUUAUGCAACAAGAACUGAUUUGUAUAUUUGCUAUGGCCCCCGCCAUUGUAUAGUUCUGAAGGACAUCGAUUCUUUACUGGCUCCAAAAAUUGCUGAAAUUACAAUGCCACCGUACUGAUUGUUUAUAUACCUUUUUUUCCUUGGAAGCCGGGGCAACAA
Molecule: messenger RNA, 1283 nt
Organism: Panicum hallii
Lineage: Eukaryota; Viridiplantae; Streptophyta; Magnoliopsida; Poales; Poaceae
Product: transport and Golgi organization 2 homolog
Exons: 5
Coding region: 183-1019 (278 amino acids)
Source: RefSeq, a predicted model, not a curated record